This is a messenger RNA of Eremothecium gossypii ATCC 10895, 1734 nucleotides long. RefSeq names its product Atg20p (gene ATG20). Gene Ontology annotation, biological process: retrograde transport, endosome to Golgi. Bases 1 to 1734 code for a protein of 577 amino acids. The transcript has a single exon. Gene Ontology annotation, molecular function: phosphatidylinositol binding. NCBI's taxonomy places the organism in Eukaryota, Fungi, Ascomycota, Saccharomycetes, Saccharomycetales, Saccharomycetaceae. The record is from RefSeq and is marked provisional.
AUGACGGAGCAGAGCGAGCACAGCAACGGCGGCGUAUGCGCCAGCAGCAUACAGCCAGCGCGGAAUGGCGGGCUGUGCGGGCACGGCGGCGUUGGGGGGGUAGGUGAGGCGGAGGGGGAUCCCGUACACACGCAGAUAAUACAGGAGGACAACCCAUUCGUUGAGCACGGACAGAGCUAUGUGGCGCCACACAGCGGGGGCGGGAGGACGAGCUCGGGGUCGAGCAGCAGCGCCAGCCUGCAGGAAGGGCUUUUGGCGCCGCCGCUGGCAAAGAGCUCGGCGGGGGAGCAGGGGCGCGUGCGGAUCCUGGAAGCGUCGAAGGUGUCGGAGGGGCAGGGGCGGUCGUACAUUACGUACACGAUAAGCUACCGGGACCGGGUGGUGCGGCGCCGCUACAGCGAGUUUGAGAGUCUGCGGAAGAUCCUGAUCAAGUUGUUUCCCAUGACGCUGAUUCCGCCGAUUCCGGAGAAACAGUCGCUGACGAGCUACGGGAAGUCGAUUGCAGGGUCCAACGCGAACUACGUGCUGCCCUCGGAGGCCGCGGGGUGCGAUCUCGCGGUUUCGGUGAUCAACGGCAGCGUGAAUCUCAAUGACCAAAAAAUGAUCCGGCAUAGAAUCCGGAUGCUGACCAGCUUCCUUAACCGCCUGCUGCAGAAUGAGGAGGUGACUAAGACAUCCAUCAUUGGUGACUUUCUUGAUCCGAACAAUGCCAAUUGGAACGACGUUAUCACCACCUCGGCCACGAUCUCCUCUUUGCCCAAGAGUGUCCUGCAGUGCAACCCACUGGAUCCUACGAACACUACGCCGGCACAUGCAUCUUUGCCGAUACCACCUUUAUCUUCGGCACCUCAGCUAAUGGGAAAGGACGGGGUAGGCACGUCUACAAAACCUUCGGCUGAAGAUAUGGAGUUUUCCAGAAUAGAAUACGAAUACAAAAAGUAUGAACAGCUAUUGCAUACGGGAGUAUAUAAGUACAAUCGCCGUAUUACCAGGACAAUGCACGAGCUUAAGCAGGACCUAGCGGACUUGAGCGAAGCCUUUGCAGAGUUUGCGGUGGAGCAGAGCAAAGGCGGAGAUCUGGCAGAGCUGCUCUCUUAUCUGAGCAACGCGAAUGACGAGGCAGCAGCAGUUCUAGAUGAUCUGGUCGGGAAGAUCUACUAUAACAUCAAUGAGCCUCUGAGUGAGGCAGUUCAUAUAGCGGGAGCCGCUCGUGAAUUAAUACAAUACCGAAGGUUGAAGUUCGCACAGCGGGACAUGUUAAAGAAGUCCUUAUUAGGUAAAGAGGGACACUUAAAAAGAUUACAAGAACAAGAGGACGAUGCGAAAGCUAUUGAUCAACUGGUUGACCAACAUCUCGGCGAAGGUACGCGUAUUAACUUACAGAGGCCAUCCGAAGCAUCACCCAAUACCUAUAAACGAAAGUUGUUUAGCCGGUUCAAUAAGUUGGCUAACAUCGUAAAGGAAACAGUUACAUAUCAAGAACAAGAUCCUAAAGUGAAUAUAAAAACAGUUCAGGAAGACAUUGAACAAAUAAAGGAAUCGCUUGAUGUCAGUGCUAGCGAUUUAGAUGUGAUCACCGCAACGAUACGAGAUGUUCAGCUGCCAGCAUUUUCUCGUAAUCGGGACAAGGAACUCUAUGACAUAUUGAAAAAUUAUUCCAAGUAUAUGAAGGAAUAUGCAGCGAAGAACUUGGAAAUAUGGAAGGAUUUGCGAAAGCAGGAGGAAAAUGCAUAA